GCCCGCGCCGACCGGCCUGAAUCCUUGGGCUUCCGCGGGAUCCUGGUGGUGGUUUAGCCGCUUUACGUUCCAGUUUUGUGCCGUUGGCGGUCUUGUCUGCAGACUCCCUGGGCCUUGCCUCCGACUUCAGCAUGUACCACAACAGUAGCCAGAAGCGGCACUGGACUUUUGCUAGUGAGGAGCAGCUGGCGCGAUUGCGGGCCGACGCCAACCGCAAAUUCAAAUGCAAAGCUGUGGCGAACGGGAAGGUUCUUCCAAAUGACCCAGUCUUUCUUGAGCCUCCUGAAGAAAUGACGCUCUGCAAGUAUUAUGAGAAAAGAUUAUUGGAAUUCUGUUCGGUGUUUAAGCCAGCAAUGCCAAGGUCUGUUGUGGGUACAGCUUGUAUGUAUUUCAAGCGCUUUUAUCUUAAUAACUCAGUAAUGGAAUAUCACCCGCGGAUAAUAAUGCUCACUUGUGCAUUUUUGGCCUGUAAAGUGGAUGAAUUCAAUGUGUCUAGUCCACAGUUUGUUGGAAAUCUGCGGGAGAGUCCUCUUGGACAAGAGAAGGCACUCGAACAGAUUUUGGAAUAUGAACUACUACUUAUACAGCAACUUAAUUUCCACCUUAUUGUCCACAAUCCUUAUAGACCCUUUGAGGGCUUUCUCAUUGAUUUAAAGACUCGCUAUCCCAUGUUGGAGAAUCCAGAGAUUUUGAGGAAAACAGCUGAUGACUUUCUUAAUAGAGUUGCACUGACGGAUGCUCACCUGUUAUACACACCUUCCCAGAUUGCUCUGACUGCCAUUUUAUCUAGCGCAUCCAGAGCAGGAAUUACUAUGGAAAGUUAUUUAUCAGAAAGUCUGAUGCUAAAAGAGAACAGAACUUGCUUGUCACAGUUACUAGAUAUAAUGAAAAGUAUGAGGAACUUGGUAAAAAAAUAUGAACCACCCAGACCUGAAGAAGUUGCUGUUCUGAAACAGAAGUUGGAGAGAUGUCACUCUGCUGAGCUUGCACUUAACGUAAUUACGAAAAAGAGGAAAGGUUAUGAAGAUGAUGAUUAUGUCUCAAAGAAAUCCAAACAUGAGGAGGUAUGUUCUCCAAAGGAAGAAUGGACUGACGAUGACCUGGUAGAUUCCCUCUAACCAUCCGAAAUUGAUUCGUCAAUGCUAACUACUCAACAGAAGGAUGAAGCAUAUCUGGCAUUUAACUUUAAAAAUGAAGUAAUGUGAAAGCAUCAAAAUAUAUUAAACUUUUCUAUUUAUGUUAUUUAAAAGUUUUUCAGGGUAGCUUUAUGUGAAAUAAAACAUCUUCAAAGGAGCCAGAAUAGCACCUGGUUUGGGUAUUCUUGCCCCACCAUGACUAAUAUCAAAUCAGUCUUUAAAUCAGUCUUUCUGUGGUAGCCAAAUUAAAGCUGUAAUUUAUUUGCCUAUAUUGUUUAUACAAGAUGUCAUUAAGCAAACUUAUCUUUUUCUGAAAAGGCACCACAAAAAACAAAACUUAGUUACUAGUCAGUUUUAAAAGUGCUAAGGAAUGUUGGCUACUAUAGCAUUUAUUCAGUUAUUUAACUGUGAUCUUACUCAGUUCCUAGAGUUGGAACCAAAUUAUGAAGGUCUGUCAGAUUGUUUCUGGAAAAUGGGGUUGAAGGAAUUCUGGGAAACUCAACUGCCCUAAAUCUGAGUUUUACAGAUGCAAACCUCUCCUCAGUGCAUCCCAGGAUGUACUUUUCCAUAAAGUGUAGGUACCAUUUAAUUACAUUUCAGUAUUUGAAGGUAGUAUUUAUGUAUAUCCUUUAAUAAUGCUUUAUAUUUUAGGUUUGCGUUGUUUUAAUUUCCUUCUCACUGAGGAAUAAAAUUCACGAAGUGUGAUUUUAUAAAAGUGGAGGGGAAGAAGCCGAAAUUGACAGUCCUUCACUGCAGUCCCGGUGAAGCAGUGGUCCGAAUUUAUCUUGUUUCUUUUUUAGGUCACUAAAGUUUGGCGUCAGAGCAGAGCAAUCUCUGAAAAUUUUCCUACCCAGCCCCUUUAAAAAAAAUGUUUAGAGGUUUCAUUUCAUCAUUGACCAGCUAAAAGUUACUCCAAGGCCUACAAAGGUAAAUGACAAGUUUCCUAUUCCAGCUUAAGAGAUAAUAAGCAUGUCAUUAAAAUUUUAAAAAGCAGAGUGUCUUUCUUUAGGUUUGUGGGUUUUUUUUAGAAAUAAAAGGCAGGAGAAGCAGUUCAGGUUGAGAAAUGGCAGGUCAGCAUGGUUAAAACUGAGAUGUGAGUAGUGGGAGAGAACAAAUUGCUGAGCACUAGAAUCUAGACCUUUUUGCAUAUUGCUGAAAUGUUUUCGGAGAUGUCCAUAUCCCUUUUAGUCUAUCCUGGAAGGAGACCAAAUGGCAUACUAUUGUCUAACUAACUAACUAACUGAAAAGCAGAGGGGAAAAUAUGGAAUUGGGUUGACAUCAAGAAAAAGCACCUGGUGUGUUUGUUUGUGUUUUGCUAUCACUGUUCAACUGUGAUCGCAGCUACUUCAGGGCUAGCUACCUCUAUAUAAAUAACAGCAUUUAAUACUUGCAGCUUACUGAGGGUUCACAAAAUUUCUGCAUAGUAUAGUUUUAACACUUUGUUUCUUCCUGUAUUUUAAGCAUUAAAGUGUUGCUCUUAGAACCUAGGCCUUUAGAAAAUUUUUUUUUUAGUGGGGAAAUGCUUUACCCAGUACAUCCCUGUCUGGCUCGCCUUGUAUGCCGUCCCUACCCUGCACAGUUAUGGGAGGGAAAGAAUCGUUAACAAAUACAUAAUGGAAUCCUUCAAAAGAGACCAUCAGCCAGAAAAACAUCUCAAGUUUCAUCUCCCUGGGCCUUGCUCUGGUACUAAAUUUGAACUGCCCCUAAAAGGAGGAAGAAAAUAAUGAAAUUAAAUGUUUAGCUAUAUUUAGACAGAAGUAAUCAGAUAUUUAUGAUAUCCCUUGGUUUUAUUUUAACUUAACCCUUGUGAAUACGUCACAAAAAUACACAUACAGAAGCAAAUAAAACUAUACAGUCAAACUAAAUAUCCAGCAGAUACAACAAGUAGUCAGAAGGGCAAAGAUGGAUAGCUGUUCAGUGGCUGAUGAAAUUGUUCGCAUAAUUUAAAAAAUCAACUUGGAAUUAAUGAAUACUUUCAAUGAAAGCAUUCUAGGGUUUUUAAACAUAUAUAAAAGAAAUCGGUAAUCUAUAAAACAGUUGAAUGGGUAACAUGCGUUGAUCAGUACACAGUGACCAAUAAUAUUUAUUGAAUUCAAACUAUUUACUGUUGUAAACAUUUAACAAAAAAGCAUUAUGAGAUCUAAAUACAGUCUUUGACAAUUCGAACAAAAUAAGUGGUAUGUUUAAAAAAUAAAGCUGAUGAGCAAUAGAUCCAUUCUAUAUAUUUUCUUUCAACAGUUCCAGCAAAGAGAAAUAGCAGUUAUUUUAAAAAAGUAUACAGCAAAGAUUGUUCCUAUUGUAAUGGUAAACUCUGGAAACUGUAAAUACAAAUAAAGUCAUUGAACAGUCAAACGGUCAUAUUCCUAAUUCAGGAAGAAGUAACAGUAAGAGCAGUCUGCAAUCCAGUUAUACUCAAUUGUCAACAGAGAAUGCGUUCUUUCAUAGUUCUGUUUCCAAGAGACAGCAAAACUUUGGCAAUUGAAUGUAUUGAAAAUAUAUUUUCCAAGUUCAAGAUACAGUCAUAGCAUUGUGUGAAAGGUGAUCUGUACACCAAGGCUCAGAGGUUGGUAAAGAUUCCAUAUGUGGAAAAAGUGCAAAUAUCCUGCACAGAUAGCUUACAAAGCUGCUGGCGCAGUUACUCACCAGCAGAAUCUCGAGUUUUGUUUGCAUAGUUCACACAUCACUGGAAUGUGGGAAGGUGUGCUAUUUUUUGGCAAGAGCAAAGGAGACAUUAUACUGAUGUGAAUUACCAUGUUGGGCAUGCUGAAUCCAUGCAGAACACUGCGGCGAAGGCUGCUACCUGACAUCAUUAGUUUUUGUAUACUGGUUUUGUUUUUGCUGAAGCAGCUCUGUUAUAGCCAGAAGCUUUUUCAGUACGUGCUAGACAAGGAAAAACAGUAUGAAAAUAAUUAGUAAAUAAAUGAAAGCUUGAUCAAAUCUCAGGGAUGGGAACCUGGAUUUGAAAAAAGCCAUAUAAAUGCAAAGGAAUAAAUAAAAUAUUAUUACCAUUCUACUCAAAAACAUAAAAUUGUAAGUAUGUAUCAUUCAGCCCUUGACUAGGUCAUAUUAUUUUGGUCGAAAUAGAAGAGAAUUUUUGUACACUAAACAGAAACUCGUUUGCGUUUGGCAUUUCAUACCUACUUAGGCCAGAACACUCUCUAGAAUAGAACACCUUACAGAAGA
This is a messenger RNA of Lagenorhynchus albirostris (white-beaked dolphin), 4319 nucleotides long. It is a transcript of the gene CCNH, whose product is annotated as cyclin H. The transcript has 9 exons. Gene Ontology annotation, biological process: regulation of cyclin-dependent protein serine/threonine kinase activity; regulation of transcription by RNA polymerase II; DNA-templated transcription. Gene Ontology annotation, molecular function: cyclin-dependent protein serine/threonine kinase regulator activity. NCBI's taxonomy places the organism in Eukaryota, Metazoa, Chordata, Mammalia, Artiodactyla, Delphinidae. Gene Ontology annotation, cellular component: transcription factor TFIIK complex; nucleus. The coding region runs from base 132 to 1118 and encodes 328 amino acids. The record is from RefSeq and is a predicted model, not a curated record.